Quercus lobata is the source of this 1460-nucleotide messenger RNA. RefSeq names its product alpha-glucan phosphorylase, H isozyme-like. The transcript is spliced from 8 exons. NCBI's taxonomy places the organism in Eukaryota, Viridiplantae, Streptophyta, Magnoliopsida, Fagales, Fagaceae. Gene Ontology annotation, biological process: glycogen catabolic process. The coding region runs from base 1 to 1317 and encodes 438 amino acids. The record is from RefSeq and is a predicted model, not a curated record. Gene Ontology annotation, cellular component: cytoplasm. Gene Ontology annotation, molecular function: glycogen phosphorylase activity; pyridoxal phosphate binding.
AUGGUGCAUUUGCAGAUUUGUGGAGUUCUAUAUCCUGGGGAUGCUAAGGAAAAUGGUAAGCUCUUACGGCUGAAACAACAAUUCUUUCUAUGUAGUGCAUCACUUCAGGACAUUAUAUUCAGAUCUAAGGAGAGGAAACUAGGGAAGGGAUCAUGGCAAUGGUCUGAGUUUCCUAGCAAGGUUGCAGUACAAAUGAAUGAUACUCAUCCUACACUUGCAAUCCCAAAGCUGAUGCGAUUACUAAUGGAUGAGGAGGGGCUUGGAUGGGAUGAAGCUUGGGAUAUCACAACCAGGACAGUUGCCUACACUAAUCACACAGUGCUUCCUGAUGCACUUGAGAAAUGGUCACAAGCUGUGAUGUGGAAGCUUCUCCCUCGCCAUAUGGAGAUUAUAGAAGAAAUAGACAAGAGAUUCAUUGCAAGGAUACAUAAGGCACGACCUGACCUUGAAAGUAAGCUUCCUAGCAUGCGCAUUUUGGAUAACAAUCCCCAAAAGCCAGUUGUGCGGAUGGCAAAUUUAUGUGUGGUGUCUGUACAUACGGUAAAUGGUGUGGCCCAGUUACGUAGUGAGAUCUUGAAGUCUGAGUUAUUUGCAGACAAUGUUUCUCUAUGGCCAACAAAGUUCCAAAAUAAAUCUAAUGGCAUUACUCCUCACCGAUGUCUUCGAUUCUGCAGUCCUGAGCUCAGUAGCAUAAUAACCAAAUGGUUAAAAACUGAAGAAUGGAUUACCAACCUUGACCUCCUCACAGGUCUUCGACAGUUUGCCGACAAUGUGGAACUCCAAGCUGAAUGGGCCUCCGCCAAGAUGGCUAAUAAGCAGCAUUUGGCAGAGUACAUAGAACGGGCCACAGGGGUGAGCAUUGACCCAAAUAGUCUAUUUGACAUACAAGUCAAGAGGAUCCAUGAAUAUAAGAGACAGUUGCUGAAUAUUCUGGGAGCAAUUUAUAUAAACAAGAACUCAAAGGAGAUGAGCCCUGAAGAGCGGAAAAAGACUACUUCACGCACCAUCAUGAUUGGUGGAGAGGCAUUUGUAACAUAUACAAAUGCUAAAAGAAUAGUCAAGCUGGUGAAUGAUGUUGGUGCUGUUGUCACCAAUGAUCCUGAGGUCAAUAGCUACUUGAAGGUAGUUUUUGUACCGAAUUGCGAUGUAUCUGUAGCAGAAAUACUUAUUCCAGGAAGUGAGCUGUCGCAGCAUAUUAGCACUGCAGGCAUGGAGGCAAGCGGCACAAGCAACAUGAAAUUUGCACUCAAUGGUUGCCUCGUUACAGGUACACUGGAUGGGGCUAAUGUAGAAAUCAGGGAGGAAAAUGGGGAGUAGAACUUUUUCCUCUUUGGUGAAAUAGCAGAUGAAGUCCCUAGGCUGCGCAAGGAAAGAGAGAAUGGAAAGGGUACAAAGUUUGCAAUUUCUUUAAAUUUAGUUUAAAAAAAAAGGGUUUUAUCUUAAAAAAGGCAAGUUGUCAC